UUCAACCCAUCUGUCAGAAGUAGUACCCAGUCGAUGCAUGCGUCCCAGUGGCAGGAAACCAGUUCUUCACCUCCUCUCCUUUGUGUUUGUGCAGAAGAAGGUGAGUUACCUACAGCGGAGCAUCGGUACCAGUCAGGAUGAUUCUGGCCAAACUGAAAGACGUGGGGAAGCAGCUCCUGCGGGUGAAGGUGGUCGACUGUAACGCCGAGGACUCCCGCUUGUGUCGAUGCCUCAACACAUUCGACCUGGUCGCCCUCGGGGUCGGCAGCACGCUGGGGGCCGGCGUCUACGUGCUCGCCGGCGCCGUGGCCCGAAUCAGCUCCGGACCUGCCAUCAUCCUCUCCUUCCUCAUCGCCGCCCUGGCGUCCGUCCUCGCCGGCCUGUGCUACGCCGAGUUCGGGGCCCGUGUCCCCAAAACCGGCUCGGCCUACCUGUACAGCUACGUGACCGUGGGAGAACUGUGGGCCUUCAUCACGGGCUGGAACCUCAUCCUCUCUUACAUCAUCGGAACGUCAAGCGUGGCCAGAGCGUGGAGCGCGACCUUUGACGAGCUGAUUGGACGGCACAUUGAGAUAUUCUGCAGACAAUACAUGCCCAUCAAUGCCCCGGGCUAUCUGGCAGAAUAUCCCGACAUAUUUGCCGUCUUCAUCAUCAUUAUUCUGACGGGACUGCUUGUAUUCGGAGUGAAGGAGUCGGCCAUUGUAAAUAAAGUGUUCACCUGCAUCAACGUGCUGGUGCUGCUGUUUGUGGUCAUCUCCGGCAUGGUGAAGGGAAACCUGGACAACUGGAACGUGAACCCUGAGAAGAUCCUCAACUUCACCAGAAACUCCAGCCUCAACAUGACUGAUUUGCCAACAAAAGAAUCCCUUGGUGAGGGCGGGUUUAUGCCGUUUGGCUUCUCCGGAGUCCUCUCCGGUGCGGCCACGUGUUUUUAUGCCUUCAUCGGGUUUGACUGCAUCGCCACAACAGGAGAGGAGGUGAAGAACCCCCAGAGGGCCAUCCCGGUCGGGAUCGUGGCCUCGCUGCUCAUCUGUUUCGUGGCGUACUUCGCCGUGUCGGCUGCGCUCACCGUGAUGAUGCCGUACUACCUGCUGGACAAGAACAGCCCUCUGCCCGUGGCCUUUAAGUACGUGGGCUGGGAGGGAGCCACCUACGCUGUGGCCAUCGGCUCUCUGUGCGCCCUGUCCACCAGUUUACUAGGCUCCAUGUUCCCAAUGCCCCGAGUGAUCUGGGCCAUGGCGGAAGACGGGCUGCUCUUCAAGUGUUUGGCUAAAAUCAGCAAACGAACCAAAACCCCUCUAACAGCUACAAUAACAUCGGGUGUUGUGGCAGCUGUGAUGGCGUUCCUGUUUGACCUGAAGGACCUGGUUGACCUGAUGUCCAUCGGCACCUUGCUGGCUUACACCCUGGUGGCUGCCUGUGUGCUGGUCCUCAGGUACCAGCCCGUGCAGCCCAGUGCGUCCUACGAGAUGGCGAACACUCAGGAGGAGCCGGACCUCGGCGAGUCGUGCAGCAACAUCGACAUGCUGCCCCCCCCAUCUGAUCGCCUCACCAUCAGGAACCUGCUCUGCCCCUCAAACACAGAACCUUCCCGACUGUCUGGCUCCAUCGUGAAUGUUUCCACCAGUAUUCUCGGUGUGUUGGUGUUUGUCUUCAGUAUUGUAGCGGUUCAUGGAGGGAUGGCGCCCUGGUCACUGGCCAUCCUCACCAUCGUCACGGUGAUCUGUCUGCUCCUCUGCGGCAUCGUGUGCCGACAACCUCAGAGCAAAACCAAGCUCGCCUUCACGGUUCCCCUGCUGCCGUUCCUCCCAGUCAUCAGUAUGUUUAUUAACGUUUACUUGAUGAUGCAGCUCGACAGAGGAACCUGGCUGCGUUUUGCUAUCUGGAUGGCUUUAGGUUUUGGUAUCUACUUUGGCUACGGCAUUCGAAACAGCGCAGAGGCCACGUCCAACAAGUCCGGCCCCUACAAGCCGGCCUGCACCAUGAAGGGCGAGCCCAUGACCAAGGAGAAGAUGGCCUUCCUGCCUGACGGCCAGAGCGCCGCCGCAGACGACGAAGAUGAAGACGACGACGACGAUUGAGGAAACAGGAGGUUCCCUAAUCGACUCUGUUCUGCGUAUCAAAAACAAUGAUGUGUGUCAGAAAUCGCUGUAAAUACGUCUGGAGACUCGUGUGAACCCGUCACUCAGAGCAUCUAAUUUGGCUGUUUGACUCAGUAAAAGACGAGAUGACUAUCUGGAAACUAAGACUUUAAGUCCCAAAAAUAUUUUUUUAUAGAUAAAAUGGGAUUUUUAUGUUUUAACAAUUUUGAUAUGAUCAAUUUUUACUGAGCACAAAUGAAGCUGUGGAUAGGAACCAGAGCAAAAGUUCAAUACGGGCCGUACACAUGUGUAUUGGUAACGUUUAUUUUGGUUCCUUCAUCUACAGGUUAAAGUUUAUUACGAUUGUUAUUUUUUCUUUUUUUUUAAAGUUCUAUUUGAGCUUGACCUUUUUGAGAGUUCAGUAUCUGUUACUUUCCUGAUGAGGAACGAUGCUGAACAAUGAACA
Molecule: messenger RNA, 2547 nt
Organism: Limanda limanda (common dab)
Lineage: Eukaryota; Metazoa; Chordata; Actinopteri; Pleuronectiformes; Pleuronectidae
Product: high affinity cationic amino acid transporter 1-like
Exons: 12
Coding region: 138-2081 (647 amino acids)
Biological process (GO): transmembrane transport; amino acid transport
Cellular component (GO): plasma membrane
Molecular function (GO): amino acid transmembrane transporter activity
Source: RefSeq, a predicted model, not a curated record